AUGCAGAGCCUGCGCGGAGCCCCGCCGGCGCUGCCCCUGCCCCUGCCGCUGCCGCCGCUGCUGCUGCUGCUGCUGCUGCUGCUGGCCGCGGGGCACGGCGCCGUCAUCACCGGGGCCUGCGACCGAGACCAGCAGUGUGGAGGCGGGAUGUGCUGUGCCAUCAGCCUCUGGAUCCGCAGCCUGAGGAUGUGCACCCCGAUGGGAAACCUGGGAGACGAGUGCCAUCCCUUGAGUCACAGAGUCCCCUUCUCCGGGCGGCGGAUGCACCACACCUGCCCGUGCCUCCCGGGCCUGGCCUGCAUGAGGACUUCUCCCAGCAGGUUCAAAUGUUUACCGGACUUCAGAAAAGAAGACAUCUUUUUUUAGCAGGAGCUGUUCUGCACCAGAAAGAGCCACUCGGUAUUUUCGUUCUCUCGUUAUUGUGACAAAAAAGGGCCAGCCAGGGGAAGCCCUUCACCAUAUUUUCCUGCCUCACCAACAUCAGCUGGAGAUGAGACAUUGCUGUUGUGGCCAAGGUUUUCAGGAGGGACUCGCAGUGGAGGAUGCUUUCAUUUUGGGGUAGCAAAAUGACAUCUGCUAGAGCAAAACUCUUUCUGACGGCAGGGGCUUGACCAUUCCUGAAUCAUUUUGUAGUCUUCAUGGGCCAGUUUAACCCCAGAAUGAAAAAAUCCAAGUUUAUUGCCAGUUUUGGAAAAAUCUGGCCACAUUUUUACACUUUGGAAUACCUGAAUUGAACUGAGAGUUGGAUAACUGAGUAGUGUGAAGAACAUGACAAUUGCCAAAAGAACUGUAUUUACAUUGCAUUUCAUAUCAUUAUUAAUAUAAUUUUAUUUGUAAGUUAGGCGCACAUCUAGGGUAAAGGUUUAACCAAUAGAUGUAGUUUUUACACUUUUAAAAAGUGGCAGGUGGAACCAAAGCAUUUCAACAUUCAAGAGCAUUAAAAGAUUUUGUUAUUUUAGUAUUCUAAGAUGAGAAGUUGUUACUUGAAUUGGUGUAAAACUACCUGAUCAUCUCAAACUAUGUAUUAAGAUGUAGUUUAUAUUAAAGAAAAUGAGGUUUAUUGUAAUGGGCUGCCUGACUUCUUGUAUAUGUAUCAAAUUUGCUGUGUAAAAAUUCUGUAUCAGAAUAAUGGCAGUGUAUGAUUUGACUUAUUUUAAUAUUAUAACAUUAUUUUGUCACUGUG
This is a messenger RNA of Corvus hawaiiensis (hawaiian crow), 1183 nucleotides long. RefSeq names its product prokineticin 2 (gene PROK2). The record is from RefSeq and is a predicted model, not a curated record. The transcript has 3 exons. NCBI's taxonomy places the organism in Eukaryota, Metazoa, Chordata, Aves, Passeriformes, Corvidae. The coding region runs from base 1 to 366 and encodes 121 amino acids.